Diprion similis is the source of this 2579-nucleotide messenger RNA. It is a transcript of the gene Inos, whose product is annotated as inositol-3-phosphate synthase 1-B. Bases 455 to 2011 code for a protein of 518 amino acids. The transcript has 7 exons. Gene Ontology annotation, molecular function: inositol-3-phosphate synthase activity. Lineage: Eukaryota; Metazoa; Arthropoda; Insecta; Hymenoptera; Diprionidae. Gene Ontology annotation, cellular component: cytoplasm. The record is from RefSeq and is a predicted model, not a curated record. Gene Ontology annotation, biological process: inositol biosynthetic process; phospholipid biosynthetic process.
AAGGAGGAUGGGGCAAGUAUGGAGUAUAGAGGCAAACCGAUAAACUCAGGGAUGAGAUGGAAGGGGAUUCCCAGGACUCGGUUUAAGGCGCAUGCCUGUCAGAGAGCCGACAAAUUCGUCGUACGGAGAAUAGUGUGUUGGUUCUGCGCGACCGGCGGUUUUGACAUAUGAUCUGUGCACUGUUUUCAACUUUUUGACGUCGUUUGUUGUUGCAGCGAGAGAUUGUUCAGGAUUUGUGAUUGCGAUCAAUAGACAGCCGUGCGGUACGCUUCUGCUAAAAUUUUCUGUCAUUUGAACUGCGGACGUAGGUAACAUAAUUACGGGAAUUUCAUCUUCUCGAACUACAAAUUUAUACCCAUAUCAUCGACCGGUAGACGCGUUCUGCUACGUAAAACCGUAUUUCGACCUCGAAGCUUCUUCGUUACGAUUCAAAGGGUGGAAUAAACCUCGAAGGAUGGAAGAAAUGAUGAUUCAUGUCAAAAGUCCGAAUGUCAAAUACACCGAGGAAUUCCUUGAGGCUGACUACGAAUACCAUACAACCAAAGUCACGAAAAUGGAUGAUAAGGUGCUCAAAUACAUGGUAACUCCUGUAGCCACCAAGUUGAAAAUAAGAACAAAAUUAAAUGUACCAAAACUUGGUGUCAUGCUGGUUGGUUGGGGUGGCAAUAAUGGUACAACAAUAACUGCAGCGCUUUUGGCAAAUAAAAAAAAACUUACUUGGAACACGAAAGAUGGCAUCAAGAAAGCGAACUGGUAUGGCUCUAUUACACAGUCCUCAACCGUGAAACUUGGAAAUUCUGAUGGCGAAGAUAUUUAUGUACCGAUGUCAUGGAUGUUGCCAAUGGUGGACCCUGACCAGAUUGAAAUUGAUGGUUGGGAUAUUUCUAACCUGAAUUUAGCCGAUGCCAUGGAACGCGCAAAAGUAAUCGAUUACAAUUUGCAAAUCCAAUUGAAAGAUGCAAUGACAGAGAUGAAACCGCGCAGGAGCUUGUAUUAUCCUGAUUUCAUCGCGGCAAAUCAGGAGGAUCGAGCAAACAACAUCAUAUCAGGUUCUAAGAUAGAACAAUUGAACUUGAUCAGGAGAGACAUAUCUGAAUUUAAAACUACCAAAAAUGUAGACAAAGUAAUUAUAGUCUGGACUGCCAAUACCGAAAGGUUUGCUGAAGUUAUAACAGGAGUUAACGACACUAGUGAAAAUUUGUUGAAAUCAAUAGAAGAAAAUCACCCAGAAAUUAGUCCAAGCACUAUGUUUGCAGUAGCUGCUGCGUUGGAAGGAUGCACCUUUAUAAACGGAUCUCCACAAAAUACUUUUGUACCUGGGGCGAUUGACCUCGCCGAAAAACACAAGACUUUUAUAGCUGGUGAUGACUUCAAGUCGGGCCAAACAAAACUGAAGUCAGUAUUGGUUGACUUCUUAGUUUCUGCUGGCAUCAAACCCGUAUCAAUAGUGAGCUAUAAUCAUCUUGGAAAUAACGAUGGCUACAACUUGUCAGCACCACAACAGUUCAGAUCCAAAGAAAUCUCAAAGAGCAACGUAGUCGAUGACAUGGUUCAGUCAAACAGUAUUCUCUAUGAGCCAGGGGAGAAACCUGAUCAUUGCGUCGUUAUUAAAUAUGUUCCAUAUGUUGGUGAUAGCAAGCGUGCCCUGGAUGAGUACACCUCAGAAAUAAUGCUUGGUGGCCACAACACGCUUAUAGUUCACAACACUUGUGAAGAUUCACUGCUGGCCAGUCCGAUUAUACUGGAUUUAGUUAUUUUAGCUGAACUUUUUUCACGCGUUUCUUUCAAAGAGAAUGACGCUGAGAAUGACAAUUUUAUUACAUUUCACCCUAUUCUUUCAAUUCUAUCCUAUUUGUGUAAAGCGCCACUCGUGCCUCAAGGUGCUCCAGUGAUUAAUGCUUUGUUCAAGCAACGAGCUGCAAUAGAGAAUAUCUUGAGAGCUUGCCUGUCAUUACCACCUGAAAAUAGUAUGCUUUUGGAGCAUAGAGUACAUUUUGCAAAAAAAUUAUGAACAGCAUUAAUCUGCCAAGACCAGUUACAAGUUACGUAACAAUUAUAAUUUCAACUAUGCAAUAUCCUUGUGUGUGUUAACGGCUGUUAUUAAAUGGAUCUAUUUUGUACUUGGAAUUACAAAGUAAUUCCACAUUGGAACAUCUGUAUUAGUAGUUACCCAUAAUGUUAUGUUUGACUAACAAUAUUGAAUGAUUCCUCUUAUCUAGAUGCUUUUAUGCUUUAUACAACCUUUACCACCUCAGGAUUCAUAAAAGAUACAUACUUUGAAGCUAAUUCAGAGGAUUGAUGGUCAGAUCUGUUUUUAAUAUGAAAUUGUAUAUUAUCAGACAACAGUUAUUGUUGCAUGUGAAGUAUUUCCAUCUUACAGAAUGAAAAUAUUUAUAUACUUGCAAUUUUAAAAAUAUAAUUAUAGAACAAAGAUGUAUUUUCAUACGUGACAAAGGAAUUGUAGUUUCGUAUUCAAAUCAAUAUUGUAAUAGGUAAAUUAUUGAUUGAUAUCAGUUAUAAGAAGGUUCAUCAAGGUUAAACCUGAGAAAAUUAAACUAUAUAAAAAUAUUGCUAAUCGA